Messenger RNA from Suricata suricatta (meerkat), 768 nucleotides. RefSeq lists its product as uncharacterized. Lineage: Eukaryota; Metazoa; Chordata; Mammalia; Carnivora; Herpestidae. Bases 1 to 651 code for a protein of 216 amino acids. The record is from RefSeq and is a predicted model, not a curated record. Gene Ontology annotation, cellular component: extracellular region. The transcript has 6 exons. Gene Ontology annotation, molecular function: calcitonin receptor binding; hormone activity.
AUGCUUGCGUCUCCUUUGCGUAGUCUGGACUUCUACAAGUUGUCACUCGUGUUAUCUGAGGCCUUCUCAAGGUUAGAUAGAGGUUAUGGGUCUUGGGAAAGAAUAUCCCAGAAGAGAGAUUCUUAUGGUGGAAUCAAACUUGGUCAAAUUGCUUACACUUUCUUCAAGAGUUCUACUGUUCCAGAUGGAAGUCUUGGCUGCCUGUCUUUAAACUCACUGGGAUCGGUGACCCCUUCUGUGACAGCUGUUGUGCACCUGUAUGACCACCCAGGGAGGACAAACACACUUCAAAUGCUUACAAAUGCCCCUCAGUCAGAGCCCUGCUUUUGUUUUCUUUCCCUCCCCAGGUCUGCUUUGGAGAGUCCUGAGGACACUCCUACGUUCAAUGAGGAGCAAUUGCGCCUCCUGCUAGCUGCACUGGUGAAGGACUAUGUGCUGAUGAAGGCCACUGAGGUGCAGCAGGAGCAGGAGAUGGAGGGCUCCAGAGUCACCGUCCAGAAGAGAAGCUGCAGCUCUGCCACCUGUGUGGCCCACUGGCUGGGAGGUCUGCUGAGCAAAGCCGGAAGCGUGGCACACACCAACUUGCUGCCUACCUCUAUGGGCUUCAAAGUCUACAACAGGCGCCGCAGAGACUUUGGACUUAAGAAGUAAAGGACUCCAGGAAGAAGGUCACCAUGAAGUAACUCAUAGGAUAAAGAGCAUGGAAGACACACAUAAAUGCAUGCUUAAUCUUAAAAACAUUCUCUUUAGUUUGAAAUAAACUAAAGC